This is a messenger RNA of Leptinotarsa decemlineata (Colorado potato beetle), 3251 nucleotides long. Its product is annotated as chloride channel protein 2. NCBI's taxonomy places the organism in Eukaryota, Metazoa, Arthropoda, Insecta, Coleoptera, Chrysomelidae. Gene Ontology annotation, molecular function: voltage-gated chloride channel activity. Gene Ontology annotation, cellular component: plasma membrane. Gene Ontology annotation, biological process: transmembrane transport; chloride transport. The record is from RefSeq and is a predicted model, not a curated record.
AUGAAGAAACCACUUUUCGGAAAAUAUACAAGGUUUUUUUUGAAAAUAUGGAGCAAUACUUUUGGAAAAUUAGGAGAAGACUGGGUUUUUUUAGCACUUUUGGGAAUCAUCGUUGCAAUAAUAAGUUACACCAUAGACAAAGGAAUCAUGAUGUGUAAUAAAGGACAAAUGUGGUUAUAUCAUGAUUUAUCCAGUGGAUUAUUCACCAAAUGGGUGGCUUGGAUAUGCAUACCAUUCUGUCUCGUGAUGUGGGAUGUCGGGUUGACACAUUUAUUAGCUCCUCAAGCUGCUGGUUCUGGUAUCCCCCAACUGAAGACUAGUCUCAGAGGUGUUUUCAUGAAAGAAGUUUUGACAUUCAAAGUUCUUAUAGCCAAGUGGCUUGGAAUUAUAGCGACUAUUGGUAGUGGAAUGCCUCUUGGCAAAGAAGGACCUUUGAUUCACAUGUCAAGCAUAAUUGUUACCAAAAUGAGCAACUUCAUAUCAAACUUCAAUAAGAUUUAUGACAAUGAGAGUAAGAAGAUUGAGAUGUUGGGAGCUGCAUGGGCUGUUGGUGUGGCUUGCACAUUCAAUGCGCCAAUAGGAGGUGUACUAUUCAGUGUAGAAAUCACAACUGCAUACUAUGCGGUUAGAAAUUACUGGAGAGGAUUCUUUGCAGCUGUUUGGGGAGCUACGACGUACAGGUUGCUGUUGGUAUGGAUUGAUAAAGCACAAACUAUAACUGUCAUUUUCAAAGCAAAUUUUUUCAUUGAUAUUCCUUACGAUCCUUUGGAACUGAUUUCGUUCGCUAUUCUAGGUUUGAUAUGCGGACUGGGAGGAUCAUUAUACAUCAACUGUAAACAAAUGUUUGACCGUUGGGUGAACAAUAACAAAUUCAUCAAAAAAGUGAAAAAAUCUAAUCGAUUCCUUUACCCGGGCUUUGUCAUCCUCUUGAUAUCAACCGUAACGUGGCCUCCAGGUAUUGGUCAGUUUAUGGCAGCAGAAGUUGCGAAUGGACCUCAAGUCAUAGAUCUCUUCAGCAACUUCACCUGGACGAAAGAAAAUCUAACUGUUCUCCAGCAAGAAGUAGUUUCUCAUUGGACCACAGAUAGAACGGGCAUAUUCGCUGAUCUGGCGAUCUAUAUUUGGUACCAAUUCAUAUUUUCAAUUUUGGCAUCUUCUUUGCCUAUACCAAAUGGUUCAUUCAUACCCAACUUUCGGGCUGGUGCAGCUUUGGGAAGAAUUGCUGGGGAAUUAAUGUAUUGUUGGUUCCCUACAGGUAUUGGAUUGUCACAAAUAAUGCCAGGAGCAUACUCUGCUGUUGGCGCAGCCGCAUUCGCUGGUGCUGUAACCCACACUAUGUCGGUCUGUGUCAUACUCUUCGAAAUGACUUCCUCCAUAUCCCACGUGAUACCAGUUCUAAUUGCUGUUCUCAUAGCUAAUGGUGUGGCAAGAUUCUUGAGUCCAAGUAUUUAUGACUUGGUGAUACGAUCGAAGAAACUACCAUAUCUUCCUGAUUUAUUGCCAAAUACCAGUGGUAUAUACGAAGUCUACGUGGAGGAUUUCAUGAUCACCAAAAUGAAAUAUCUCUAUCUUGGCAUGAGCUAUGCAGAACUCAAAGAACUCCUUACUUCCAACCCCAAAAUAAACGUUUUCCCUCUUGUGGAACACUCACAAACAAUGACCCUCUUGGGUUCAAUUCCAAAGACCGAAUUGAUCAUUUUAUUGGACAAGAAAAUUGGAACCGUUAAGCGAAGGCAGUUUCUACCAAGUCCCAUGGUCGAUAGAAGUAAUGACUCUCUAGAAAACGUGGAAAUGAUUCAGUCGACGAGAAAACGAUCUCAUGUGCAUAUAGACGACUCAAGUGACUCAGAGAAGGAGGAUGAGCAAGUGGGCACGAAAAUGAAGACAAUUGAUGAAACUAAGGAACACACAAUUGAGGAGAAACGAGAAGAAAUUCUCAGAAAAUGGAAACCAACAAAAAAAAGUAUUCUUCCUCGUCUUAUUAUUCCAAAAUCUCCACUGCCUGAUAGGAAAUCUACAUUAUCUUUGUCAAAUCUCGAAUCGCCCAGUCUAAGAAUAUGCGAUCUGCCUCUCAACGAACAGCAGGCUUGGGAAAGCGAACAGCUGAAAAGCCAAGUGGACUUCACGACGGCCAGAAUUGAUCCUGCCCCCUUCCAGCUAGUCGAACGCACAUCACUGUUGAAAGUGCAUUCUCUCUUCUCACUGUUAGCAAUAAAUUUUGCUUACGUAACUUCUAUCGGAAAACUGGUUGGAGUUGUCGGCUUGAAAGAGUUGAGGCAAGCCAUCGAAGAUGCGAAUAGUGGAAACCCUCCGAAGAGGGCGAACCAGACUCCGAGGAGUCCUUUGACUCCUAAUACUCCUAUUCCUCAGGUUACAAUUCAAAUAACACCAGAACCCGAAAAAGCUCCUUAAAUAUCUGCGAUUUUUUUGCAGUUGUUUAUCUGAAAAGGCGGUUUCGGAUUUUGGGAGAUAUUUGAAAUAGAUAAUCGAAACAACUUGCUAGGAAGUUGAUUAGAUAAAUUUUGUUGAUAAACAAAUUAGGCUAUCCAAUCUUCCACAAAUAUUGAAUAGGAUUAGGCUUUCCCAUUGCAAAACACAGUAAUUUCAUAAAGAAAAAUGAGUUUUCAAUUUAAAUUGGGUUUCAAUAUAAAUUUCAAGAGUCGUUCAAGCAAUUGAGACAUUAUUUUUGAGGACUGAAUUUGAUUAAAUAUACUGAUUACAUUUAUUAUGAUUUCCACUACAAAAGUUCACAGAACCGCGACAUGUGUUUUGCUAUACGAUAGCUUCCUUUUUAAGAUUGAAACAUUCGAUAUUGUGAAUCUACGGUCCGAUGGUAUAAUUAAUUCCAAUCUAGUUUUAACUACCUGGAAGAGUAGAUAGUAUCAUUUGAUCAACUAGUAAGAAGGUAGAAAUACUCACAUAUCCGUUUCAUCACAGAGUAGCAGCAUUCAACAAAAUGAUUCACAGACUAGUGAAUGUUUGUUUGUCGGAUGUGAAUUUCAGUAAUGAACUGAAUCUAAUAAAUCAGAUUGCGAUAAACAAUGGUUUUGAUAGCAAUUUAAUAGAUUAUUUACUUCCUAAAAAACUAUACAUUCAAGCCAUAAAUGAAAUUCACCUGAUUCCAAGAGACGAGGAGAAAAAUUAUAGAACGUCAACAACUCGUUUGAAGAUUUCUAUUUCUUUUAAAAAUACAGCGUUGAAAACCAAUAAUAACUCGCAUAUGUCAAACAAUUAAAUUGAGCUGAAUAACU